CGGCGAUUUUCUUUUGCAACUGGUCGCUGCCUUAUUAUUACGGUCUCAGACCUUUUAGGGUGGAGUUGAAUGUGAAAUAUUUGCUUUAAACGAUCUUGAAUAUGAUGCUUUGAAUAUUAUCGCCUAUUACUUAUUGGGUUUUAACUUUGGUUGAUGGUCUUUGGUCAACUAUGAUUUUUCCUCAAGUUCUUCUUGAAGUGCAAUCAGAAUUGUUUAAAAAAUGCUGGGAACCCAAGAGACAUGAGGAGGUUUCUGGUCGUCAUAUCAACACAAGUUAGUGUGGAUGGUCCUUUAUUAGCUGUUUCUGAUCCUAUGUUUGUACACAAUAAUUCUAAACACGGAAGAAGAACAAAAAGACUCGAUCCAACAGAAGUUCAUUUUGCAGCGACGCCGUGUAUCAAGGCAAUCAGUCCUAGCGAGGGAUGGACGGCUGGAGGUUCUACAGUCACAAUCAUAGGUGAUAACUUUUUCGAUGGGCUACAAGUAGUCUUCGGAACGAUGCUGGCAUGGAGCGAGCUCAUUACAUCACACGCUAUCAGAGUUCAAAUACCACCUCGACAAAUUCCAGGUGUUGUUGAAGUCACGUUAGCAUAUAAAUCCAAACAAUUUUGUAAAGGAACACCCGGAAGAUUUGUAUAUGUUGCUUUGAGCGAACCCACCAUAGAUUAUGGCUUCCAAAGACUCGCGAAGUUAAUACCACGGCAUCCUGGUGAUCCAGAAAAAUUACCAAAGGAAAUAAUUCUUAAGAGGGCGGCGGAUUUAGCCGAAGCUUUGUACAGUAUGCCACGAAAUAAUCAGUUAGCCCUACCUGCACCAAGAUCACCAGCCUUGAACAACGCUGUCGCCAUGUCCGGCUUCAACGCUUAUACAGGUCAAUUAGCUGUCAACGUUCAAGAGAACGACUAUGGAAGGACGCAGAGCAACAGUGUGUCUCCAAGAGGCUAUGGCUCUAAUGCGUCAACGCCGCACAGCGCAAACGGCAGUUCCUACAGCACCACAGCAAUGAAUGGUGGUUAUGGCAGUCCGCCGAAUCUAGGCAAUAUGGCCGUACCAAGUUCUCCGGGUCUCUUCAAUGGAAUGGGAAGUAUAGUAUCCUCGCCUUUCGCAGCCAUGAACCCCUUCGCGCUACCAACGUGCAAUGGUCAGUCUUAUGGUAGCUCAAUAGUGACAUCUAAAUGACGGUGGAGUUGUGCACCUACAGACUGGAGGUUGUAAAUCAGCCUAUUUCCCCCCAAAUUGGCUUCUUAUGGACUGUCGUGGGUCAAGUGCACCUACAGAAAGAAUGCCAACAGAUUCAAGACACGAAUGCUAAAAUAACUGUAUUGGUUUAUCAAAAUACAAAAACUGAUUUGGACAUUCAAGCAAGUUUUGUUUCUGUGGCAAUCAAAAAACAGCCUGUUCUGAAAGCUCGGAUGCAAACAAAGAGAAGUGGACUUUUUAAAGUUAUAUGUUUUAUUAACUUUAAUCGCGUUAAAAAUGUUACAAUGAAAAUAAGUAUUAAGAAGCUGUUCGCACCAUUUCAUUUUUGGAAACAUUAUUCUUGUUCUUUAAUUAUAGAAUAUUUUUAUUCCAUUUUAAUAUAGCUUAAAAACAACGAAUUUAUUAGUUUCUUAAGGCGAAGAAUUUAAGUUUCAAUUUAAAUUAUUACAAGUUAACUUACAAUGCUAAACAUUUGAAGCUAUCCCUAUAACGUUCUAUUAAUUUUAAUUGUCAUUCUUGUUUUAGUUUUUUAAUUACAAGAGAUUAAUGCAAAUUUGCUUGCUUAUAGAUCCAAACUUACUCAAUUAAUUUAAAUAUUUAAAAAAUUUUAAAACUUCAAUUAUUGAUACAAGUUAUGUUAGACCUCGGAUACAAAAGAAUGAGUUUAUUUCUUUGCUCGUGAUAUUAUCAAUAUAUUUUUUCACCUAGUUUUAUUUAUUUAUU
This is a messenger RNA of Parasteatoda tepidariorum (common house spider), 1923 nucleotides long. Lineage: Eukaryota; Metazoa; Arthropoda; Arachnida; Araneae; Theridiidae. The record is from RefSeq and is a predicted model, not a curated record.